AUAUGAUGACCAGGUCAGAAGUUCCUGAUUCGUGCUUCGAGGCUCUGCUUAUGGUGCGGAGAAGCUUAGCGAUGCAUCCGUAUAUCCUAUCGCUCUUAUCAUUGAUCCUAGGGGGGUGAGAACUGAGUAUUAAUGCCAAUGGCCUGCCACUCAUAGGAUUACCGAAGCGGGAUGAGAAAGUCUCAAAUCAUGAGCUACGGAUGUGAGCCGCCAAGUCAUCCUGCCCUAACAGUCAUAGCACACCAUUUGCCUUCUGUUCCCCCAUGCGCAUAAUGGCAGAUAUGAUGAAGCCAGAAACUCUGGAGCCAAUUGAGGCGGAAUUCUCAAAGCCGCCUGGAAACCUGCUUGCCGCAUCGUACUGCGCAACGGUCAUCUCUAAUCUAGAGGGUUGGAAGGGUGUUGUACUGUUUCAAGUGAAAGAGCAUAAAAGCCUUGCAAUUGAGCAACUCGACACGCGCGUUCGACGUCUUGAGAAUAUGGAUGGAAUCAGCCCACCUCCGCCGAUGGAUAUACCAUCCUGGGAUUCACUUACAUGGCGCAUAGCACGACUUCACCGCAAGAUGCCAGCGGGGCCGGUGAACAGGCUCACCGGUGCGCCGACAUGCAUUACGCCGACUCUGGACUUGCUAAACAGUGUCACGACUUCGUUGGGGGGGACGGGGAUGAUGUCCUGGCCCGCGUUCAGGGGAGAGGAGGCCCUCGAAAGCGAUGACCUCCUCCAGACGGCGGCACAAUUCCUAGGCUACAUUGCGGGUCAGCGGCGCUUCAAGGUCGUCGGCUCAUUCGAUCUCAAGCAGAACUGCAAGCUCGCGCUCAACCUAUCCCUCGAUCCAACUAUGAACCACUGUGGUGGGCCUGCCUUCCCCAUGGCGAGGCUUGUUAUGCCACCGAGGCCAGCGAUGCCUCAAAAAGGAUGCUGUGGAUGCUGUUCCUGCUCCUGCCACUCCCCAAGCCCUAGUGUACUAAGAUGGAUGACGGGAAAGUAUGACCAGGAGAAACGAGCGAAGCGGACAGGCUUUAAGGCCCGUAUUACUAAGGCAUUUAGGAAGCUGGCAUUUUGGCGUCGAGACAACUACGAUGACACAGAUAGUGACGCUUCUUCAAUCACUACGAGGACUUCGUCAACCUUUUGGAACUAAGCGAAGAGGUAUGGUAACGUUUUGGUUCGUAAUUCUUAAAUAGGAGACGAACGCCGAGGACGUGUCGAUGAUGAUGAUGAAUUAGGGGUCGCUUAGAAUCCCCCAUCACCGACCGACAUUGGGGUUUAAGUAGAAUUUCUUUGAAUAUGAACACGAUCAUUCUAAUUUGUCACUGUUUGAUACCUCCGCUGUGUUCAAUAUGAAGUUAGUCUUGUUUUGGAAGGUUGUAUCCCCUUCGCUGAGAUGUUGCAAC
Xylaria bambusicola is the source of this 1392-nucleotide messenger RNA. RefSeq lists its product as uncharacterized. The coding region runs from base 264 to 1139 and encodes 291 amino acids. The transcript is spliced from 2 exons. The record is from RefSeq and is a predicted model, not a curated record. Lineage: Eukaryota; Fungi; Ascomycota; Sordariomycetes; Xylariales; Xylariaceae.